UAAAUCAUGUGAUUGGACACUAAUCAUAAACACUGCUAAACACUCAUAUUUCCCACAGAUUUGGGACAACCACAUCAAGACACAACUCAAAGCCAAGAGAAGAACCAAAAUGAACCUUCUUCCCUACUUCUCUACAGAGACCUGGGCCCUUUUGCUUAUCUUCCUAGCUCUCCUGGCAGUAUAUGGAAUCUGGCCAUAUGGUGUGUUCAAGAAAUUAGAUAUUCCUGGGCCAAGACCUUUGCCUUUCUUUGGGACAUGCCUGGAAUAUCGCAAAGGUUUCUUGGAUUUUGAUGAUGAAUGUUUCAGAAAAUAUGGGAAUAUCUGGGGGAUUUACGAUGGCAGGCAACCUGUGCUGGCUGUCAUGGACCCCCAGAUCAUUAAAUCUGUGCUGGUUAAAGAUUGUUACUCCACCUUUACCAACCGGAGGCACACGGAUCUAGCAGGGGAGCUGAACGAUGCUAUCUCAUUAGCUGAAGAUGAAAAGUGGAAAAGGCUUCGGACAGUGCUCUCUCCAACCUUCACCAGUGGGAAGCUAAAGGAGAUGUUCCCCAUAAUGAAGCACUAUGGGGAAGUUUUGAUGAAAAACAUUCAAAAGCGAAUAGAAAAGGACAACUCCAUACCUGUAAAGGAGGUCUUUGGAAGUUACAGCAUGGAUGUUGUCACCAGCACUUCCUUUGGUGUAAACAUCGACUCCAUGAACAACCCCAAAAGCCCUUUUGUCAGAGAGAUGCAGAAGCUGAUCAAGUUUGACUUUUUUCACCCACUCUUCAUCUUGGCAUUUGUAUUCCCCUUCACUGCUCCUUUUUUGGCCAAGCUCAAUUUCAGCAUCUUCUCAAGAGAUGCUGUAGAUUUCUUCAUGAGAACCCUCUCCAAAAUUAAGCAGGAUCGUGAAAAAGAGAAUCACAAGGGCAGAGUAGAUUUUCUGCAGCUGAUGAUCGAAUCCCAGAACUCAACCAGUCACGGGAGCAAUGAAGCAAAUCACUCACCCAAAGCCCUGACUGACUCAGAGAUCCUGUCCCAAGCAUUCAUCUUCAUUUUUGCUGGCUACGAGCCCACCAGCAACACCCUUGGCUACGUGGCCUAUGAACUGGCCAUGCACCCAGAUGUGCAGCAAAAGGCACAGGAGGAAAUUGACUCUGUUUUACCCAACAAGGCUCCUCUCACCUAUGAAGCAAUGAUGCAGCUGGAAUAUCUGGACAUGGUACUGAGUGAAACCCUUCGGCUCUAUCCCAUCGGAGGACGGAUUGAGAGAACCUGCAAGAGAGAUGUAGAAAUCAAUGGGGUGACCAUUCCCAAAGGAAUUAUUGUUAUGAUCCCACCCUACACCCUGCACCACAACCCUGAGUACUGGCCAAACCCAGAAGAGUUCAGACCAGAAAGGUUCAGUAAGGAAAACAAAGAAGCCAUAGAUCCAUACACAUAUCUGCCCUUCGGAGCUGGUCCCAGGAACUGCAUCGGGAUGCGGUUUGCUCUCCUGACUCUGAAAGUUGCCAUUGCCAUUUUAUUGCAACAUUUCACCUUCCAGACCUGCAAGGAAACCCCGAUCCCUCUCAAGCUGUCUUCAAGGGGACUCUUAAUACCAGAGAAACCAAUUAUUCUGAAGCUGGUUCCCCGGACCAACACAGCACCUGCAGAGGCAUAAAACCCCACCUGGGCUGCGACGAUUCUCUGGUGUCUGAUAAGUGCUGUGCCACCAAAGGGAUCACACAUCAGGGGAUAUCUCUCCUGCACACAGACACACAGAAGAGCAGCUCUAAUUCUGGAAGCAAUUACUACAUAUUUACUAAUAAACAUAGCUGUCAGAAAUGUAUUGUGGAUCACUGGGCAGUGACAACGUACAGUCCCCUUAAUUCUGAUUGUGGAAAACAAGAAAUAAAUCCAAAUGAGAAGCUGAUCACCCCCUUCUGAGGGGACCUCUCCAUCUGGAGAGAGGGAAUUACUGUCGCAUCCAAUGGAAACAAGGUGUGAAAUUCAAAUUGCCAAACCUCGCUGGGCAGGGAUGGCUGACGUUCUUCUUGGUGUAUUGAUGCUUGAAAUUUCCUGUGUUAUAAUUGAGCUGACUGGUGUGAGACUAUAUCCUAGUUACCAAACCUCUCUUGUGCCACGUGUUAAUUAAACUAAAGUGUGUACAAAUACUGUCAUUAAAAAUGUUUGAGAGCUGU
This is a messenger RNA of Calypte anna (Anna's hummingbird), 2162 nucleotides long. Its product is annotated as cytochrome P450 3A9. The record is from RefSeq and is a predicted model, not a curated record. The transcript is spliced from 13 exons. Gene Ontology annotation, biological process: steroid metabolic process; oxidative demethylation. The coding region runs from base 110 to 1642 and encodes 510 amino acids. Gene Ontology annotation, molecular function: heme binding; iron ion binding; oxidoreductase activity, acting on paired donors, with incorporation or reduction of molecular oxygen, reduced flavin or flavoprotein as one donor, and incorporation of one atom of oxygen. Lineage: Eukaryota; Metazoa; Chordata; Aves; Apodiformes; Trochilidae.